UUAGAUAUGCAGAAAGCAAAAUAUGACAAUACGCAAACUUUCCUGCAAUAUACAAAAGUAAUUAUGGCUAAAUUAAAGACAUGUGAUUGGGGAUCAUUAGACGAAAACCUUAUACAAAUCUGUGUAGCAACAUUAAAAAGGUUACUAGUAACUGCAAUUUCUUAUGAUUUAGAGCAAACUGACCCUGUUAUUGAACUUAUGAAUCACGAUACCGGAACAUUGAUUGAUGAUUCAAUAGCCAAAUUAUCUGUUAUAUUACAUGACUUCAAAGAUUCCGACCAAAUAUUACCGGAUUCUGGUCUCCAAUUGUAUGGUGAAUAUGAAUCUUUUGUCAAACUAUCUGAAGGUUUAAGGGCUUACUUUGAAAAAAAUGUACAACCGCGAAAAGACUCAUCUGAUGAUUCCAAAUGGUUCUCCAACUUAAAUAAAUUCAUUAAAUGUAUUAUUGAACGUCGAGUUUUACGUGUCAAAGAUUGGUAUCUUCAAAAUACUGCCAAAUUUUCUCACGUAACUGCCAACAAGUCUGCUCAAAAGAAAUCAGACAUGAGGAUGAGCAUUGGUGUCUAUCUUCACGUCAUUAUUGUGGAAAAGCUUCCAUAUGAAGAAGUACAUGAUUUACAUCACUGUAAAAAUGAGACGUAUCCGAUUCAAUGUCCAAUUUUAGAUUGCCAGCGAAAAUGUCAAAGCAAUAAUCAUUUUCACUCUAAUUCGCAAGUGGAUCAUUUUUGUGGAAAUGAGCAUCAAUGUCAUGAAUUAUAUGAAGAAACUGGUAUAUGUAAAGUAAAACUUGAACCCAGGAAGCAAGAGGAUGUUUAUGAUGGAUUAAUUAAAGGAACUUCUAUUACAUUUACAAAGUGUACGUUACCCUAUAGGCACACACAAAAUCAUAACACAAGUCAUGGAAAUAUGAUACUAACUGAGUUCACUGGAGAGGAUUAUGAAUUUAAAUAUGAAGGACAUAAAUUAAGAGUUGGUGAUCAAGGAACUUUUGUUCUUUGCAAUCUGUUUUGCAAAGAUUUAGGAAGACACCGUCAUAUUGAUUAUUGUCAGAGUCAAGAUAUUUGUCAAGGACAAGAUAUCCAGCAUAUUAAUGAGCAAAUACAACCUAAUCCUAGUAUAGAAAAAGAUUUCAUUUCUCACAAAUUGUUCUGGAAAAGAACAGAACAACAAGAGUUUGCGAAAUGUGAUCAUGAAUGUUUAGAUGAAAUACAUCACAAAUCUAAGGGAUCUACAAGCAAAUCAACGAAUAAAUCAUUUUGCGAAUUACCACUUUUUCAUACUCAACUUGAUCCAGAAUCAAAUCCUCCUCAUGAUAAUGGAUAUAUCUCCAAAGAUAGACAUCAUUUUAAUUAUGAGAAUCCAAGUGCAUGUGAAGCAGCUUUUCAUAUUAUCUUUGUUUUGAAUCAUUCAUCAUCUAUGGGAGGAUCAAUUCAAAGCAAUAUAUUAAAGCUUUGGUUUCGUGAUAAUAAUAUGCUUGACGCAGUAUAUAAUGCGGUUUUCCAAUUUAUGAAUGCAUGUAUAAACUCUACAAAUCAAGUCAUUCGUGAUAAGUUAUCAUUGAUCUUAUUUAAUCACAAGGUUAUUGUUCCGUUCGAGAAUGAAGAUCCAACAGAUCUGAAGAAAUUGUUAGAUGCAAUGAUUGUCCACAAACCUAAUAGUGAAACAUGUUUCGAAAGUGCAAUUAAGAAAGCUGGAUCUUUGAUUUCAUUUCAUUAUGAUCCCACAAGAACAAAUGGCAUUAUCUUCUUAUCUGAUGGAGAAUGCGUAAUUCCAGAAAGGCAGCUUCAUCAUGUCUUUGAAGAAAGUCAAACAAGAGGGUUCCCAUUAUAUCUCUAUACUGUUUUAUUUAGCAGCAACUCGUCUUUUUCUUGCUUAGAAGAAAUGGCUAAGAUUGUGCAAUCUUAUCAUAAUAAUUACAUAUCAUCCGAUAGCUUACAAUCUCAAUUUACUCGAGCUAUUGAUGAGAUAAGACUAGUAAAUCAUUUUACGGAUGUGGUAAAUAAUUUAAGAGAACAUAAGCCGACUUUGUUAAAGAAGGGACCUAACAGCUAA
Molecule: messenger RNA, 2052 nt
Organism: Funneliformis geosporum
Lineage: Eukaryota; Fungi; Glomeromycota; Glomeromycetes; Glomerales; Glomeraceae
Source: the annotation of a GenBank genome assembly